AUGGUGUUGCCACUUCCAAAACUCAUCCAGUCGAAUGAAGGGAGAGUGUUAUACCAUAUUGCAAACCACCCUAUAAGGACAGUUAAAAAAAAGAUCGAAAGUUUCUUCAAAUACGAAUCUUUGGAUAACCUAAACAGUGACAUCAGCGUGAGGCAAAACUUCGACGAGCUAUUUGUGCCCCUCACACACCCCGCUAGGAAUAUAAAAGAUACUUUUUACUUGUGUAAAAAUUACGUAAAAUAUUUUUCCACUCUCCAUAAUGAUCUGUACACUCGGCUAGAAAAUACCAAUGGCAUUUAUAAGUACUACUUAACCACGAAAUUGGUGGGUCAUCACAAAAUCCUGCUGAAGAGGACCCAUAUGACCGCUCAUUUACCUGACCUGUUAAGGCGAAAUUACAAAAAUGUUAUCUACACGGGAAGUGUCUACAGAAGGGACGAAAUCGAUAGGUUCCACUUUCCCAUUUUUCAUCAGACCGAUGGGUUUCUUAUCCGCCCAGACAACUUUGACGUCGAAACGGAUUUGAAAACGAACCUUCAACAGCUGAUUCGCUACUUGUUCGAUGCUUCGGAUAUAAAAAUGAAAUGGGAUGGUAACACGUCCUUCCCGUUUACAGACCCGUCGUACGAGCUGUACAUCAGAGGGGUACCAUCAGGGGGAAGAGGCACUACGCGAGAUGAUAACAACGGGGGUGCUGCUUCUGCAUCCUUACAGGGAGACCCUCGAGGUGGGGAACCCCCCUGGGUGGAAGUCCUCGGGUGCGGGAAAAUCAAAAAGGAAGUCAUCGCCAUGGCCCUGCACGCGGAAGAUAUACGCCAAAUGAUAGAGGACGAGAUUGCCCGCCAUGACAGGGGCCUCCUGGGCGAGCUCCACUCGAUGGAGGCCGCCGCCAGUGGGGCAGCCGCGGAGGGGACCGCCCCUAACGAGGUUACUCCCAAUGUGGCUACCCCUAACCCGGCUACCUCUAACGUGGCCCCCCCCAAGGGCAUCCUGGACAAGCUCUGCAGCGCCCCCCUCAACAACCGCAUAGAAACUCAAAUGAACAAAUUCUUGAAAACGAUUAGGUACCAAGGGUGGGCCUUCGGAAUAGGACUCGAACGACUAGCCAUGCUGCUCUACCACAUCCACGACAUACGUCUGUUUUGGAGCACCGACAGUAGGUUCAUAGACCAGUUUGAGGAAGACGUAAUAACCAAAUUCCACCCCUUCAGCAACUUCCCUCCUGUGGAAAAAGACAUCUCCUUCUAUGUCAGCAGCCAAUUUAAAGAAGCUUUAUUCUUCCAAAUCUGCAGAGAUAUAGCUAGCGAAAAUAUCGAGCAAGUGAAAAAAAUAGAUUCCUACCACAACCCCAGGAAUAACCAAACGAGCGUCUGCUAUAGAAUAACCUACCGCUCCCACAGCCAGAACCUCACCCAUAAGGCUGUCAAUGAGUUGCAAAGUAAAAUUGCCCAAAUGUUGGUGAAGCAGUGUGCAGUCACCAUCCGGUAA
This is a messenger RNA of Plasmodium vivax (malaria parasite P. vivax), 1488 nucleotides long. Its product is annotated as phenylalanine--tRNA ligase, putative. Lineage: Eukaryota; Apicomplexa; Aconoidasida; Haemosporida; Plasmodiidae. Bases 1 to 1488 code for a protein of 495 amino acids. The transcript has a single exon. The record is from RefSeq and is a predicted model, not a curated record. Gene Ontology annotation, molecular function: ATP binding; phenylalanine-tRNA ligase activity; tRNA binding. Gene Ontology annotation, cellular component: cytoplasm; mitochondrion. Gene Ontology annotation, biological process: phenylalanyl-tRNA aminoacylation.